AUGGCCGAGUCGAAUGAAGCAUCAAGUUGGCAAUCCAUUGAACAGACCGAAUGCGAGGCCGCCAAGGGUUUUGGGCCCAAUGACGGAGGCGAAUUCAUCGUUCGCUCAAAAGAUAAUAUUGAAUUCUACAUCCACCCGACCGUACUCAGCGUCACUUCGCCCAUAUUUAAAGAUCUCAUGUCUGUCGGGAGCGGCGAGCGCGUGGUAGAACUGACAGAAGACGCCCAAACGAUCCGACUGAUGCUCACGUUCUUGUACCACCAACAUCGACCGGGGGUCGAGAACUUUGAUCUCGCAGUCAAGGGGUUCGAGAUUGCGCGCAAGUACGAGAUCGAGCCCAUGACUGACUGGUUAAAGUCUUUAUUUUGGCUCGAGACGUCGACGCUUUACAUGAGGAACCAUCCGCUCGAGGUUUACGAUGUCGCAAGUCUUAUGGAUUUGUGA
Rhizoctonia solani is the source of this 444-nucleotide messenger RNA. Its product is annotated as The BTB (BR-C, ttk and bab)/POZ (Pox virus and Zinc finger) domain. The record is from RefSeq and is a predicted model, not a curated record. Gene Ontology annotation, molecular function: protein binding. NCBI's taxonomy places the organism in Eukaryota, Fungi, Basidiomycota, Agaricomycetes, Cantharellales, Ceratobasidiaceae. The transcript has 2 exons. Bases 1 to 444 code for a protein of 147 amino acids.